Vicugna pacos (alpaca) is the source of this 3516-nucleotide messenger RNA. It is a transcript of the gene NMUR2, whose product is annotated as neuromedin U receptor 2. The record is from RefSeq and is a predicted model, not a curated record. Gene Ontology annotation, molecular function: neuromedin U receptor activity. Gene Ontology annotation, biological process: neuropeptide signaling pathway. Gene Ontology annotation, cellular component: plasma membrane. NCBI's taxonomy places the organism in Eukaryota, Metazoa, Chordata, Mammalia, Artiodactyla, Camelidae.
UCUUCAAAAGGGCUCCGAGGUCCGCGCAGCCCAACCUUGCUGAAGCACUAGCCUUCCCCAGCCUCCUUCAGCGAGUCUGUGCUUUCCUGCCUGCUUGCUCUUUCCUUUCUGGCUCAGCUUGGGACAGAGGCUCCUAUCAGAGCAGGCUCUGGUCUUGGAUUUUAAUGGCAGUGAUGGAAAAACAUGAGAAUAUUUCCUGGAUCUCCCAACAGGAACUGGAAGAUCCAUUUAAGAAAUUCCCGAACAACACCGAGGACUACCUAACCUUGCUCUGCGGGCCUCAGCGCAGCCACCUCUUCCUUCCGGUGACUGUGGUAUACGCAGUGAUUUUUGUGGUGGGGGUUGUUGGCAAUCUCCUGGUGUGCCUGGUGAUUCUUCGGCACCAGACUAUGAAGACACCCACCAAUUAUUACCUCUUCAGCUUGGCUGUUUCCGACCUCCUGGUCCUGCUUCUUGGGAUGCCCCUGGAAGUCUAUGAGAUGUGGCGCAACUACCCCUUCCUGUUUGGGCCGGUGGGCUGCUACUUCAAGACGGCCCUCUUCGAGACCGUGUGCUUCGCCUCCAUCCUCAGCGUCACCACAGUCAGCGUGGAGCGCUACGUGGCCAUCCUCCAUCCGUUCCGCGCCAAGCUGGAAAGCACCCGGCGGCGGGCCCUCAGGAUCCUCGGCGUCGUCUGGGGCUUCUCUGUUCUGUUCUCUCUGCCCAACACCAGCAUCCAUGGCAUCAAGCUCCACUACUUCCCCAAUGGGACCUUCGUCCCGGGCUCUGCCACCUGUACAGUUAUCAAGCCCAUGUGGAUCUACAAUUUCAUCAUCCAGGUCACCUCCUUCCUCUUCUACAUCCUCCCCAUGACUGUCAUCAGUGUCCUCUACUACCUCAUGGGGCUCAAACUGAAGAAAGACCAACCCCUUGAGGCAGAUGAAGUGACUGCAAAUAUUCAAAGACCAUCCAGAAAAUCAGUCACUAAAAUGCUAUUUGUCUUGGUCUUAGUGUUUGCUGUUUGUUGGGCCCCAUUCCAUGUUGAUCGGCUCUUCUUCAGCUUUGUGGAGAAGUGGACUGAAUCCCUGGCUGCUGUGUUCAAUCUCAUCCAUGUGGUAUCAGGUGUCUUCUUCUACCUGAGCUCAGCUGUCAAUCCCAUUAUCUACAACCUACUCUCCCACCGCUUCCGAGCUGCGUUCCGGAAUGUGAUCUCUCCUUCCUGCAAACAGCGGCACUCCCAGAACCAGACACAGGGGCCACCUGUGCAGCGGAACAUCUUCCUGACAGAAUGUCACCUUGUGGAGCUGACUGAAGAUGUAGGUCCCCAGUUCCCUUGUCACUUGUCCAUUUGUAAUUCUCGCCUCUCCACAGCUCUCUGCACUGGACAGGCGCUGAGAAAGGAACUCUCAAAGAGCUGACAUUCCUCUUGCCUCCACACUGCAGGAAGGAACAACCCAUAAUUUAUGCCUUCUUACAUGAUACUAAAGAAGUAAAAUGACUCUCAGAAUUUACAUACCCACUUAUUAUUUUUUUAACAAGUGCGAACAUUGCUACUUAAAUUUGGAUCUAAAACACAGAACCUCCUGAUUUUUAGUUACCUUUCCAUGAUUUUAACUGCUUCAUGCCACUUCACCAGUUCAUGAAAAGAACAUGACUAGCAAAGCACGGCACCUAUAUUUCGAGUCAUUUCCACUAUUGGAAAUGGUUUGUCCUGUUAUCCAUGCUCUGAGUCCAGCUGUCAUUCUUACAACCAACGGUUCCUGUGAGACACCAAAGGGAGACAAGUAGAUGCUGUUCUACUCUGUAUGAUUUGAGGGGUCCGUGCCAAUGUUCUUCCACAGUACACUAUUUACCCGACUUCCUCCUACUGUGCCAUUAUAAUGUGAUACCUUGGAGUUGUGAAGCCUUUUAUUUUGAGUCUCCCUGAUAACACAGGAGCGCUCCUCAGAACUCAGAAUUAUUGCCAUUGUUCCAAUCCCCAAGUCGUUAUCAGUCACCAGGAAUGGAAUCAGAAGUUCCACUUAGAGAAGAAUGGGAGGAGGGAGAAGGCUAUGGUGGAAGGUCCCAAGAGUCAAACCAUACCCCACACAAACGUAGUUAUUUUCAUAAUUUGCUCUAGAUUUAGCUUUCUAACAGCUUAUGUCAUAAAUAGACAGAGGAAUAGUCUACAGUCUCAGAGCAAAGACAAGUCAAAUGGUAGCUACUGGUCUCAAACCCAUGACUUCCACCUAUUCAAUCCUUCAUUACCUUUGUAACACUCAUAUAAUAUGGGUGAAAUCUACUUUCCAGACUCCUCUUCCAUUAUAUCAUCACAAAUAAUAUAUAUUCUAAUCAACAGAAUUACUCGCUCUUAAGAAAACACAUCCCAGUUUCCCCAGCUGCAUAUCUUUGCUUACAACAUGCCCUCUGUAUCUCAGUCUCUAUCCUUUGCUAUCCUACCCAUUCUUCAAUGUCCAGUUCAGUGUGGUACCUCCUCCAUGAAACCUUGCUUGAUUUACUCCAAUAGAAGUGGUAUUUGACUUUCUUAUCAGUUUAAAUCUCUUAAGAUUUUUCUCCAUUCUGCUUUGUAUUUCAGUGAUUUAUAUUCUUGCUUUGCCAGAAUGUAAAUCUGUCAAAGGCAUGAAGUAUCCUGUGUUCAUUUUUACUGUUACUGGAAUCCUGACAAUUUAUUGAUCACAAUGUUAGAUGUUCAAUAAAUGUGUAGUAGGUGAGCUGACUUCACAUUCCAGUGUACUGAGCUGAACAACAGCUCCAAAUGAAACCAUGUUCAAGAGCCGUAAGACUAAGAUGCUGUUUCUGACGUGGUGUCUGACCAUCAGUUGGCCAUUUAAUUAGCCAUGAUUGUAAUGGCAUGCCUGCUGUGCCUGGGAUGUGAGAAGGCUCUACUCAGUUCCAGGCUUUACUGAUGCUGAAAUACGCAAGUUCUAGCUGUUAGUCUCUCAAUUUCUCCCAAGUUGAAUGAACCAUUCUACUAAUAAACAGAGAAUUGGUCUCUGACAUCAUCAUUUCCUGACUGAACAGUCACCUUCAAAGUGACUCAAUGUAUUUUUCUCUUAGCUAAUUAUAAACCAAAUUUAAUGAAUCCAGAUUCUUAGUGAUGGCUUAUGUUGGUAAGCAGAAUUCUCUAGUCAUUUGCCAAUUUAGCUGAAAAAACCCAGCAAAACAAAAUCGCAGAAUGAAUGAAGAUCUAAGAGAAUAAUUUUUAACAUCAACCCCCAAUGACCACGGCUAAAAAAGUUGCUGGUGGAGGCAGAUGGAUAGAGAAUGAAACAACACUAAAACUGAAGGUAGUAAUUUGGUUGCUUGAUUAAAACUUUGGUCUCUUUUUUAUUUUAUCCUCAUUUUGCCUUUUUUCUAUUAAAAUUUACAUUCAGAAAUUAUCAUUCAUUCCUUCAUUUAACAAAUCUUCAUUACCCAUUAGAUCAUGCACAUUGUGGUAUCACCUGGCCUUUAAAGUAUACAUCUAAUAGAAGAAAUGAUCAUUUUUGAAAAUCAUUACAAAAUGGAUUGCUUAAAUCUAACUGUGAAGCACGCUAC